Molecule: messenger RNA, 2970 nt
Organism: Polistes canadensis
Lineage: Eukaryota; Metazoa; Arthropoda; Insecta; Hymenoptera; Vespidae
Exons: 13
Coding region: 88-2685 (865 amino acids)
Source: RefSeq, a predicted model, not a curated record
AAAUAACACAAUGAACGUUAAAAAUUACUUGUAUCGAAAUCAGUGUGAAAUAAUUUCGAAUUUAAAGUGUGUGUUAAUAAACUAAAAAUGGCUGCUAAAGAAUCGAACGAAGAUCAAUUAAAUAAUUCUAUAUCUUCUACUACAAGUAGUAUGGAAAUAGAAUCUCUUAAAUCACAAUUAAAGGUCGCCUCAUUGAGUCCAAAUCCAACUAUGAAAAUAGAAGAAUGGUUACAAUUGUUUGAGAAAUUGUUGUCUAUGUACAAGCAAGAGCUGUACGAUGAAAGUAUUUUCAGUCAAAUUUUGCCUAUGGUUCAUUCUCUCCUAUGUCAAGUUUUCAAACUAAUUAAUAUAUUUUUGACAAGUACUACAGAAUCAAACAUUUUGAGUAAUAUAAAAGACAAAUUAUUUGAUAGUAGUUGUAUAUUGCAUUUUUAUAAAAAAUCAAUGGAAUAUGCAUUUAGUUGUGGAAAGAUUUCCAUUGAAUAUGUUAAAUCGCUGUCUGAAACGUUACUUUCUUCUACAAACCUAAUUUUUGAACAUUUUCAGUUAAGUUCAAAUACUUAUGGAAAAUUUUUUAAAGAUUUAUCCAAUGAUUUAAAAAGUCUUUUCCAAAAAACAAAUGAGAUUUUCAGUAUAUUUUUGAUUGCAUUAGAUGAUGUUAUUAUUUUUGACGUUAAAGUAGAAUCUGAAAUGACAUCAUUACUGAACGUAAUAACAUUACUUGGUGCUGUUGCUGCAAAUUUACAGAGCUUAGACUUGAAAUUUUUUGUGAAAGUAACAAUGAUUUUUGGUAAAUUAGCUAUGACGUAUAUCUCUGAUAUCAAAAAAAUAUCUCCAGAAAAAAUGCUUAUGUCAUUCCAACAAAUAACUGAGAAAACCAAUCUUUUAUAUUCCACAGUUUUGGAUCCAAAUAGUAAAAUGAAAGAAUGGAUAUUAAGAAGUGCUUGUUUAAUUUUAAACGUCAUUAUUAGAUUGACUUCAGCUUACAACGAAUAUUUAAGUGAUGAUUUUCUCUUUACAUUAACUGAACUUCUAUUGAAACUAUAUAGAUGUAUUGCCUUGUUAACAAACAGUAUAACAAAUGAUAUGCUGAAAAAUGAUAUUUCAUCAACAACAACGAAUCUUCUUAAUGCUCUUCUGAAAACUAACAACUUUAAUCAAAUUUAUUUUCAAUAUGGAAAAAAAAAGGAUGGCGAUAAAUUAGGUUUUCAUUUAUUAACACUUGCGAUUUUGGAAGUAAUAAAUAAGAUUCCAUAUGAUAGACAUUGUAUAUGGAUAUUAGGAUCACAAUCAGUACUCGACGUUGUUUUCACAAAUUUUAAUUAUUUACAAGAAGAACUUUAUACAGAAGAAUUGCAGCUCACGAGCAAUUACAGUUUCGAAAAAAAAGCAGGUUCUAAUGAUCUUUAUACAAUAACUUUAAUAUCGAGUAGCAAAUUUAUUAUUUCCAUGCCUUAUGAAAAUUUCCAUGUUGUCGAAAAAAUAUUACUAAAACAUCUUUUGAGCGGAUACUUUUGGAGUUCUUUACUUAGUUCUGAUGUUUGGUAUCUCGUAGGACGGUACAGCUCAUCCGAUUUAUGUAGUUCUCACGUGAAAUAUUUAAUGCGCACAUAUGCUGUUUUGAUCGAACGUAACGAUACUUUUGAAGUAUGUAUUUUAAGAAAUUUGAUUAGCAGACUUUAUACUUUAUUACAGGAAAAUGAAAAGCAUUCUGUAGUGAUCGAAUUAGACGAUAUAGAUGCGUGUUUAUGGACACCUUUUUCACAAUUGUUACCGAAUCAAAUGCGCAUGGUAAUAUGGAAACGUUUAGCUUUUAGAAUAAAUAACAUUCAAGAUUUAGUAGACGAUUUUUUCGAAGAGCCUAGUGAACGACAGUGGUAUCAAUUGAUGAAAUUAAUACCAGCAACAAACAAAUUUAAUUCUUCAGUGGACACAGAAAUAUUUAAUGUUGUUUCCAAAUUAUGGGAAUUUAUUACAAAUAUUAUUGAAGAAUGCGAGUAUAGAUAUUUAUUUAUAUUAUCUGAUUUUUCCAUGAGUAUGCUUGAUGGUACUAAAUACGACUUUUUUAAUAAAGAUUCUAUCAUAAAUGCUAUAGAUAAUUUAUCUUUGCACGCAUUACCUCAUGCGAAAAUAAAGAUAGCAUAUUAUUUAGAAGAUUUAAUUGCGACAUUUAAGAAGUACCAACCUAAUAAUGUGAUUAACGGAGUCGUAAAGAUACAUUCUAGAUUGUUGGAGGAUGAAAACCCGUGGGUGUAUCAAGAAAAUCUUGAAUGUUUUGAUCGUUUUUCAAGUACGUGUCUUAGCGAAGGACUUGUGGUAAAAAUCGCGGAUACCAUUUCCGGAAAAUCAAUGAUUUGCGAUUCCGUACCUGCAUAUCUGUCGCGCAAGCAAUAUUACAAAUUGCAAGAUGUCCCAGAUAUUAAAUUCUAUUUAUUGUGUUUAGUUAAAAAUUCCCUUAAUAGGAGUACGAGGCAUAUCUGUAUGAAUUUCAAAGAUUCCAAAAAAGAUGUAAAGAUACCAAGGAUAGAAACAGAAACAAUCAAAUGUAAUAUUACAUCUCAAGAACUGAAUGAGCGCGUAAAUUCUAUAUGCGAGGAAUUAAGAAAUCUUUUAAAACGGAAGAGUGAUAUUAAUGAAGUUUCUUUGAGAAAUUUGCGAACUGUGCUUACAAGACUUACGGAGUAAUUCGUCGAAAUAAGUUACAUAGAUGGUAAUAAAAAAAUAGGCUUCAUAAUUUCUAGGGUAGAUAGUACUCGUCAAAUGAUGAAAAAAGUCCUAAUUAUUAUAAGACGAAAAAAUCAGUAUUUUCAAAGUUAUAAAUAAUUUUUUGUUUCAAUUGAAGCGAGUAUUUUUCUCGCUUCGGAAGCUGUUGAACACAAUAUAGAAACAAUAGAUUUCAUAAUUAUUUCUUCUUUUCCUUGUUGCAGAAGGCUUUUUUAAUAUAUCUUUAGUGUCUUAUAAAAAAAUAAU